Molecule: messenger RNA, 1248 nt
Organism: Pollicipes pollicipes
Lineage: Eukaryota; Metazoa; Arthropoda; Thecostraca; Pollicipedomorpha; Pollicipedidae
Product: protein 5NUC
Exons: 2
Coding region: 327-1241 (304 amino acids)
Biological process (GO): AMP catabolic process
Cellular component (GO): plasma membrane
Molecular function (GO): 5'-nucleotidase activity
Source: RefSeq, a predicted model, not a curated record
CAGGACAGUUGUGCUGUGUCUUACUCGAUCUUUUACUUUAUCUUAGUAACGCCAGCUCGACACAGCUGCAACAUUUUGAACGUAAAACAGAAGCCAUAUAAAUACCUGAAAUAUUCUUUCCGAGGCGAGUUUGGCAUAACAUGGCCUCUGAUUUGUUCAUCGAUCAAACAAAUUUUGCUAAGUGCGGCGGUGCAGCAUGUGAAGGAGAUGCCUUCCUGGAAAGGCAUUUUCCGUUAGCAGCUGUACAAACUGGAGGAAAGAAAAUGCGUCUUACUACAGCCUUGUGGAGCAGUGGAUAAAACGUGGAUCUUUCGACUGCACAUGUCAUGCAACGGCGAAUAAUUUGCACGGUCUUGGUGAUGGCGUUUGGUGUCACGGCAGCGUCUGAUUACCACCUUGUUAUUCUGCAUCAGAAUGACCUGCAUUCGCGUUACGGAUUAGUCGACCAGUGGGGUAGUCCGUGUCGAGAAAUGGCAUACCAGAUUGAUCAGAAUGUUACAUGUUUUGGAGGAUUCGCCCAAACUGUGGCGUACAUAGAAAGCAUCAGAGGUGAUCCUUAUAACCCCAACACUCUUGUGAUGAACGCCGGAGAUUUUUUCCAGGGUGAUGCCAUGCAUAUGCUUUUUAAAUGGGAAGUGGCCGCAGCUAUGGCAAAACAUAUUCCGUUCAACGCCAUGGCGAUCGGAGACAAGGACUUCAACGAGGGUAUUGACGGACUGCUCCCAUUCAUGAGAGUGAUGGGUCCGAAUGUCUUCAUUUGUACGAAUAUGGAUUUCAGCGCUCUCAAUGAGACGUUGAGAAAAGAGUUAGAAGAGACGUGCCCACGUCACAGAAUUAUCACCGUUGGCCAGAAAAAGAUCGGCGUUCUUGGCUAUCUACUUCCAGACGCUCAAAUCAACUCGCAUACGGGCGACAUCAUCUUUGAGGACGAGAUAAGGGCACUCACGCGAGAGGUAAAAGUGCUCAGGAAAAAAGGCGUCAAGAUAUUGAUCGCGCUUGGCCAUUCGGGCUACGAGCGUGACAGGGAGAUUGCUCGCCGCGUGCCCAGUCUGGACGUGAUUGUUGGAGGUCACUCACAUAGUCUUCUGUGGCCGGACUUCUUUUCAGAGACGGAAGCUGGCAUGCCUCCUGAUGCUCAAGACGUGCAGUUUCUCACCGGUCCGUAUCCUACCGUGGUGAUGCAGCCUAGCGGGCGCCGUGUCCUCGUUGUACAUGCCUAUAAGGUCGGCAGUUCAGAUUAAAACGAAA